Hydatigera taeniaeformis is the source of this 516-nucleotide messenger RNA. NCBI's taxonomy places the organism in Eukaryota, Metazoa, Platyhelminthes, Cestoda, Cyclophyllidea, Taeniidae. The record is from the annotation of a GenBank genome assembly.
AUGAAGAAACGCUAUGGUGGACAAAAGCGACUCAUGCACAUUGCAGGUGGCAAUCAACUCGUGCAGAGCUUGGUUCCCUCCAGUCGCGUUACCUCCACGUUUCACAUGCGUGUUAGGAAUCGUGGUGGCUUUGAUGUGACUGAUGACGUUGGGGCAGCUUUGACGCGAACGGAGUGGUAUCGCAGUGUUGCAUUGCCUCACCCAUCUGUCACGAAGUACGCUUACCACUUCACCAUCCAUCGCACCUUAAAUGACAGUGAUGAGGAACAACGCAGUGGUCGCACAGACCUGGUCAACUUCAUACCCACCAACCUUCCUCCUGAUAUCACACUUUCUCAAUACCAACCCUCAUCACCUCCGUCUCCGCAUUCUAACCUGCGGCAAUUCAUCCCAAAACUCUAUUGCAAUGUUUACGCUGUUCGAAGUCACACAGAUUAUGACCACGUCGUCAGCCACAAAAGUCUCACUUCUCUGCACCACAAAUGCCGGCACUCUGUGUGGGAUAAUCCAACAUAA